This is a messenger RNA of Zingiber officinale, 3905 nucleotides long. Its product is annotated as CLIP-associated protein-like. Bases 485 to 3634 code for a protein of 1049 amino acids. Lineage: Eukaryota; Viridiplantae; Streptophyta; Magnoliopsida; Zingiberales; Zingiberaceae. Gene Ontology annotation, molecular function: microtubule binding. Gene Ontology annotation, cellular component: cytoplasmic microtubule. The record is from RefSeq and is a predicted model, not a curated record. Gene Ontology annotation, biological process: microtubule cytoskeleton organization. The transcript is spliced from 16 exons.
ACUGGUCAUUCUAUAAGCUUAUGCUAUUAAGAAAUGGAUCAAUUUUAAUAUUUUAUAGUUGUGGACCUUGUCUGUUGGACAAUUUGGAACAACUAAUGCUGCAAAUUUUGGAUCUAUUAUCUGGUUAGGUUUUUCAUCUUUAUUUUUUCUUUUUUUUUAUUAGAAGAUCCAUGCUCUAACUUUUCUCUUUUUGUUCAUCGGAGUUCCCUUUGACUUUUUUCUCAUUAUCACUGAACUAAACAUUUUGAUAUUCUAUCAGGUGCUAUAGAUUACAAAUCCUUUCCUACACUCCUAAAGCAACUAAUUGCUCCCCUUAAUACUCAGCUAUUGGAUCGGCGUUCUAGCAUUGUGAAACAGCUCGCCUCACAAGUCACCAUCGUUCCUUUUACGACAUAUCUAUCAGGCAUGCCAUUUGUUGAGCUUACUAUCAAAAGAGCUACUGGGUGAUUUUGAAUAUUGUGCUGAGAUCUUCAUUCCGGCACUUAUGAAGCUUGUUGUGAUAACUGUUCUUGUGAUUGCAGAGUCUGCAGAUAAUUGCAUUAAAACAAUGUUGCGAAACUGCAAAGUUGCCCGUGUUCUCCCUCGGAUAGCUGAUGCUGCAAAGAAUGACAAGAGUGCUGUUCUUCGGGCCAGGUGUUGUGAAUAUGCACUUCUGAUACUGGAGUACUGGGCUGAUGCUCCAGAAAUUCAACGUUCUGCUGAUUUAUAUGAAGAUCUAAUCAAGUGUUGUAUAGCAGAUGCAAUGAGUGAGGUGCGAUCAACUGCUCGAACAUGCUACCGGAUGUUUACAAAAACUUGGCCAGAGAGGUCUAGGUGCCUUUUCGUAUCAUUUGAUCCUGUCAUACAGAGGUUAUUGAAUGAAGAGAAUGGAGGAAUGCACAAACGAUAUUCUUCUCCUUCCCUUCGUGAAAGGGGAGCGCAAUUUUCUCGUGCUCCAUCUCAAUCCACGAGUAUAUGCAUGCCUGGAUAUGGUACCUCUGCAAUUGUUGCAAUGGAUAAGAGUUCAGUUAUUUCUUCAGGGACUAGCCUUGUGCCAAAAUCUAAAUCACUUGGUAAAAAUUCAGAGAGAAGCCUAGAAAGUGUGCUUCAUGCAAGCAAACAGAAGGUGCUAGCUAUUGAGAGUUUACUGAAAGGUAUUGGCAUGUCUGACAAGCAAAACUUUGCUACUGCACGCUCCACAAGCUUGGACCUAGGUGUUAAUACUCUAUCUACCCGGGAUACACCACUUGCUACUAGUGUUUCCUCAAGUUCUUUUUCUGUGCAAAGUUCGCUAUUGGGUGAUUCAACCAUUGCAAGCAUUAGAAAAGCUAGUAACAGGAACGGUGGUUUAAAUAUGUCUGACUUAGUCAGUCAGGUUCAAUUAUCUAGAGAUCCAUCAAAACUCUCUUUCCUCAGUCAUGCAACACCUGUUUCCCUGACUUCUUUGUCUUCAUCACAUUUGAAAUGGUCAUCUGAAAGGUUGCAAGAUGGAAGUGGUAGCGAAAAUAAUGUUGAUCACAGGUUAUCUAGGCGACUUCCAAGUAUCCAAACUGAUAAACAUUAUCUGGAGACACCAUCUAAGGAUUCUAGCUAUAGGGAUUCACAGAAUCCUUAUGUCCCCAACUUUCAGCGGCCUCUUCUAAGAAAGCAGGUGACUGGAAAGGCCGUGGCAAAUGCUAGAAAUAGUUUGGAUGAUGGUCAAAUCCUAGCAAGUGAAAUGCCUAGCUAUAUAGAUGGUCCAACUACCCUUGGUGAGACACUUAAUGAGGGACUAAACCCCAGUUCAGAUUGGGUAGCAAGGGUUUCUGCAUUCAAUUACCUCUGGAGUUUGUUGCAGCAAGGCCCAAAAGGUGUUUUGGAAGUCACACAGAAUUUUGAGAAGGUUAUGAAGUUAUUUUUUCGAUAUUUAGAUGACCCUCACCAUAAAGUUGCACAGGCAGCAUUUAUCACCCUUGCUGAAAUUAUUCCAGCUUGCAAAAAGCCUUUUGAGAAUUAUCUUGAAAGAACCUUGCCCCAUAUUUUUGCUAGAUUAAUUGAUCCAAAGGAACUUGUAAGGCAACCAUGUUCUGCAACAAUUGAGAUAAUUGGAAAGACAUACAAUAUGGAUUCUCUUCUUCCUGCUCUUGUCCGCUCUCUUGAUGAGCAGAGAUCUCCUAAAGCAAAAUUGGCUGUCAUUCAGUUUGCAAAUAACUCCUUUAAUAAACAUACAAUAAACUCUGAUGGUUAUAGUAACAAUGGAUUUCUUAAGCUAUGGCUUGCUAAGUUAUUGCCUUUGGCAAAUGACAAAAAUGUAAGAUUGAAGGAAACAUCCACAUCUUGCAUCAUAUCAGUUUAUUCCCAUUUUGAUGCAAUUGGAGUCUUGAAUUUCAUUUUGAGUCUUUCUGUUGAAGAACAGAACUUGUUAAGACGAAAACUUAAGCAAUAUACACCUCGUAUAGAGGUCGAGUUAAUGAACUACUUGCAGAAUAAGAAAGAACGUCAGCGUCCAAAAUCUUUCCAUGACCAGUCAAAUGUUGUUGGAACUUCUGCUGAGGAAGACUAUGUUGGAGCUUCAAAGAAAGGUUUUUAUUGUGCAAAUUACUCAACUAGUUCAGUUGAUGGUGAGGUUGGGAAGAAGUUGAGUUCAACCCAGCAAUCGAUGCAGUUUGAUACUUACACCAUUCAUGCAACUUCUGAUGAGUCUCAUCAUCCUUCUCAGAAUGUUGAUGCUUGUGCUUGUGAUCCUUCAUCUCAAGAUGGGUUGGUGACUAAUUCCUCGCAGAAAACAAAUUAUAAUAUUGAGCAUGAAAGUUCUCUGUUAACUCUGCGUCUAGACAUGAGUGAACUAGCCAGUUCUGAUGAACACAAAGCCAUUGAUAUGAAUGGUGGAAGUGAAAUUUAUGGAGAUCCUGAACUGAAUCAUAAUAAUCUUAAUUUUUUAAAAUCUAACAUAGAAGGAGAUAUGGGACCUAGCAUUCCACAACUUCUUCAUCAGAUUUGCAAUGUAAAUGAUGCGAACUCAAGUUCAGAGAAACGUGACACCUUGCAACAGCUGGCUGAAGUUUCAUUAAAGAAUGAUAGUUCUGUCUGGGCAAAGUAUUUCAAUCAGAUCUUGGCAGCUGUGCUUGAUGUGUUGGACGAUUCAGAUCCUUCAGUGCAGGAGCUGGCUCUUUCUGUGAUAGUUAGAAUGCUUGACAACCAGAAAAGUGAAAUGGAAGAUUCGAUUGAUAUUGUCACUGAGAAGUUGAUUCAUGUGUCUAAAGAUGAUGUUGUGAAGGUUUCAAAUGAAGCAAACCAAUGCCUGAAUAUUAUCUUGACGCACUUUGAUCCAUACAGAUUUCUAAGUGUUAUAGUUCCUCUAUUAGUCAGCGAUGAUGAAAAAAGUCUUGUUAUUUGUAUCAACUGUUUAACCAAGCUUGUUGGGCGGCUUCCUCAAGAAGAUUUGAUGAAGCAUUUGCCUUCAUGUUUGCCAGCAUUAUUUGAUUCAUUCGGAAACCAAAGUCCAGAUGUGAGAAAGGCUGUUGUUUUCUGUUUGGUGGAAAUCUAUAUCAUAUUGGGGAAGUCGUUUUUACCUUAUCUGGAGGGUCUAAGUAGUACACAGCUUCGGUUGGUGACCAUCUACGCAAACAGAAUUUCUCAGGCAAGAUCUGGUGCUUCACUUGAUUCUAACCACUAACACCUUUCUUUUUUUGUUUUAUUUGUUUUGGGUGAGUUGAGGUAUUUGUAUAGUGUAACCAGCCCCUUGGAAUUUUAUCGGUUCCCUGAUUGAUGACUGCCGGAAUGUAGUUUGCUGGAGAGCAUAAAUAAGUUUAUUUACCAUGCUGUAAAGAUCUUAGCUAACGUUAUAAAUAUAUUUAAACCAUAAGCUGAGAUCUCCCAAUGUAAAGUUGGACAUCAGAGCAAUUGCUCCAGUUUAAUUAACAAUGUGACCAACUAAAGUUGUGAUU